Notolabrus celidotus (New Zealand spotty) is the source of this 3669-nucleotide messenger RNA. It is a transcript of the gene mcm9, whose product is annotated as minichromosome maintenance 9 homologous recombination repair factor. Gene Ontology annotation, molecular function: single-stranded DNA helicase activity; single-stranded DNA binding; ATP binding. Gene Ontology annotation, biological process: double-strand break repair via homologous recombination. The transcript is spliced from 15 exons. Bases 189 to 3572 code for a protein of 1127 amino acids. Lineage: Eukaryota; Metazoa; Chordata; Actinopteri; Labriformes; Labridae. The record is from RefSeq and is a predicted model, not a curated record. Gene Ontology annotation, cellular component: nucleus; MCM complex.
CAUGAGCCCGGAGCCGGACAUGCGCAGAAGAAGACUUGCCGGAGUGCCCGGGAAACUGAAGCGGUUUGUUUACAUCGAGCUGAAGUGAGCUCGAUGUUUGACAUUCACUGGUCUCUGCUGCUGAAAACUCCAGAAGCUCUGUCCGGAGGUGUAAUGCUCGUGUGUUUGUGAACUACCAGGUGUGCACCAUGUUAAUUAGUCCAGAACAGGAGGCUCUGAUUGGCCGAGUGUUUGACGCCUACCUGACAGAGCAUCACCAUGACGACAUUCUCCAGCUCUUCUCAGACGCUGAAGAAGAGACCCGACACUCUGUUGUUGUCAACGCCAUGACGCUGUUUGAAGCCAAUAUGGAGGUCGGGGACUAUUUUAACGCCUACCCCCACGAAGUGCUGGCUAUAUUCAAUAAGGUGCUACACAAGACGGCGCUACAGUUAUCAGAGAAGGCGUCCCUGAAGCAGAGACUGAGACACGCUCCUCAUGCCCGCAUCACAGGUCUGCCGGUGUGUCCAGAGCUGACCAGAGACACCAUUCCCCGAUCCAGAGAUGUCGGACACUUCCUAUCUGUCACCGGCACGGUCAUACGUGCCAGCGUUGCCAAGGUGCUGGAAUAUGAGCGGGACUACAUGUGCAACAAGUGCCGCCAUGUGUUCACGGUCCAGGCUGACUUUGAUCAGCACUACAAUUUCGUCCCUCCUGUGUCCUGUCCGAACCCUGAUGCCUGUAACUCCUUUAAAUUCACCUGUCUGUCUGACGGAUCUGAGCUCAGUGUCUGCAGAGACUACCAGGAGAUCAAGAUUCAAGAGCAGGUGCAGAGGCUGUCAGUGGGCAGUAUUCCUCGGUCCAUGGUGGUGGUUCUGGAGGAUGAUCUAGUCGACAUUUGUAAAUCCGGAGAUGAUGUGACGGUGUACGGCGUGAUGUGUCAGCGCUGGAAGCCAUUCUAUGACGGCUCUCGCUGCGAGGUGGAGCUGGUGCUCAAAGCCAACAACAUAGAGGUGAACAACCAGCAGGCGGCUGCCGCCCUGCUCAUGAAGGACGUUCAGAGAGAGUUUGAGGAGUUCUGGGAAAGCUACAAACAUGAUCCCUUCGCUGGUAGGAAUCAGAUCUUGUUGAGUCUGUGUCCUCAGGUGUUUGGCAUGUAUGUGGUCAAACUGGCGGUUGCAAUGGUGUUGGCUGGAGGAGUGCAGAGAAUAGAUUCUUCUGGGACCAAAACCAGAGGGGAGUGUCACAUGUUGCUGGUUGGUGACCCGGGCACAGGGAAGUCCCAGUUCCUGAAGUAUUCAGCCAAGAUCAUGCCUCGCUCCGUCCUCACAGCUGGAAUCGGAUCAACAAGUGCAGGGCUCACUGUAGCAGCGGUGAGAGACGGAGGUGAGUGGCACCUGGAGGCAGGCGCUCUGGUUCUGUCAGACGGGGGUUUGUGCUGCAUCGAUGAGUUCAACAGCAUCAAGGAACACGACCGUAUCAGCAUCCAUGAAGCCAUGGAGCAGCAGUCUAUCAGUGUUGCCAAAGCUGGUAUGGUGUGUAAGCUGAACACUCGCACCACCAUCCUGGCAGCCGCCAACCCCAAAGGCCAGUACGACCCUAACGAGCCACUGUCUGUGAACGUCGCCCUGGCCAGCCCUCUGCUCAGUCGUUUUGACCUGGUCCUCGUCCUGCUGGACACAAAGAACUCAGAGUGGGACCGCGUCAUCUCCUCCUUUAUUCUGGAGGACAAAGGACUCCCUGCAGAGUCUUCCGGCCUGUGGUCCAUGGAGAAGAUGAAGGCAUAUUUCAUGGUGAUAAAACGACUUCAGCCGCAGCUGUCUGAGGACGCCAACAGCAUCCUGACACGCUACUACCAGCUGCAGAGACAGAGCGAUGGCCGCAACGCUGCCAGAACCACCAUCCGCAUGCUGGAGAGUCUGAGCAGACUUGCUGAAGCUCAUGCCAGGCUCAUGUGCAGAGAGACGGUGACCAUAGAGGAUGCUGUCAUGGCUGUCUCUGUGAUGGAGUGCUCCAUGCAGGGCGGAGCUCUGCUGGGAAACGUGAACGCUUUGCUCACCUCGUUCCCCGCUGAGCCCUGUGAGCAGUAUCAGGUUCAGUGUCAGACUCUGCUGCAGGGGCUCAACCUCCCUCAGCUGCUGCAGAAAGAGACCAGCAGACUGGCCAGGCUGAAGAACGACGCCUCACAAGGGUCUCCACCUGCUGAUGAUCAGCGGCCUCACAGCAAAGACGCAAGCUCCGCCCACAACACACACCGCUAUAACAUCACCAGAAAGGAUGAUGUCACAGUGGAAGGAGGCCUGGAUUGGUUCAACUCCAUCAACCAAUCAGUGUCACCCGAUGACAUGGCCCCACCCAUCAUCACAUCCACUCAGGUCAACCUGGACUCAGACAUUUCCACUGUCAGAAAAGAGCCAAUGAGUCCCACUGAGAAGGAUGAGGUCAGUAACAGUGGGUCAGCAUUAAACUGUGAUGGUGUUUUACAUAACGUUACGUCUGCUUCAGAAGAAGAACACAUAACGAGCAAAAACAUUAAAGAAGGUAGAGCUACUGCCCAGGAGAAGAGGACAGAUAAUCCAGAGUCCUCCAGGUUCGUGUUCCAGAAAGUCUCAAAGAAGCUGAGGUAUCGGAGACUGGAGGAGCUAAGUCAUCCUCACCAAGAGCUGGACACAGAGGGAGGAGGAGGAGGAGGAGGAGGAGGAGGAGAGAAGGCGGAGUCUGCAGCGCAACAUGUAACUAACUCAACCUCAGAAUCUCAUAGGACCACCUCACUAUCAUCAGGUUUUUCUGGCCCCGCAAGGACCCCUCUUGAAGAUCACCUGAGCACCGGCGCUGGUCCUGAGAAGGAAGAGGGGAGGGACAAGAACAGGAAGAAGACCAUCAGUGCAGCGCUCGGGAAGAAGAAGGCAGCUGAGGAAGAAUCAGGAGAAGAACUACGCUCCAAAUUUUCACAUUUUACAUUUAAACCAAGGAAGAUGAGGCCUGCAGCAUGCAGCGACGACCUGAGCGACAGAGUGGGAGCUCUGGAUGAAAGAAAGGAAGAAAGAGGAGAUGAAGUGAAACCAGCUGAAGGUGAAGACAAACAGGAAAGCUUCGAGUGGGAGGAGAGUUUCUGUUCCAAAGAGCUGGAUGAAGAGGAGUUGGUUCGGGGAAAGACUGCAGAUAGAACAAAGGGCCGUGCUGACAUAAAGUCCACCGUGGCCUCUUCAACGCUCGCUAAACUCUCCAGAUUCUCCUUCAGCAGCUCGAAUGAACACGCAGAGUUAGCUCAGACUGAAAAGGUCACAAAUCAAGAAAAUUCCUCUGCAGUGAAUAAAACCAAACCUGUGACCGUCAUAGACAAAAUCAAAGGUCUGUUGAACCCAGGACAGAAACCAGAGUCACCAAAUGAGAGCACGUCUGGGUUUCAGACGCCGAAGGACAGUCCUGGAGACUUUCAGAGCUCGGUCUGUGGGAGAAAGAGGAAGUGUUUCGAGCUGGGUCGUGCUCAGAGGAGUUCUAGUGCGUUCUCUCUGUUCAGCUCUGUGGAUUUGAGUAAUGAUGUCCUUGACACAGACUGGGACCAGGAGGUUUCAAAGAGAGCUAAAAUUUGAAAUCAUCUGCGGUGGGUCAAGAAAAUCAUGUUCCAAUGAAAUGUGUGAUUUAGUUUGUUUCUGUGGCCUUCAAAUAAACAGAUAUCUCUGGGUCGCC